Molecule: messenger RNA, 975 nt
Organism: Suhomyces tanzawaensis NRRL Y-17324
Lineage: Eukaryota; Fungi; Ascomycota; Pichiomycetes; Serinales; Debaryomycetaceae
Gene: PGA45
Product: Pga45p
Exons: 1
Source: RefSeq, a predicted model, not a curated record
UCGCAAGAUAGCAUUUCUGGCAUCGUCAGAGCUGUCAACAGAUCUGGCAUCAUCUUCUCGCUUCUCGACGACUUUGCUGGCCAUCCUGACAGAAUCGAAAAGCUCGCCAAUAUCACAGGCAACCUCAUCAAAAGCCAGGGCUCCAGUAACAGUUCUGGUCCCUCGCUCUUUUCGUUGGAAAAGUUGACCAAUUCCGUCAACCUCACCGAGUUGAUUGGUAUAGUCCAGGGCUCGGGCCUCCUCCAGUCUGUCGCUGACGGCGUUCUCUUGGACGAGGACUACAGACCUGUGCUCGUGAACCUCACCCACCGCAUCUUGGAGUCCAACAAGAAUGUGAUUCUUUUUGCCAUCGACACCAUUUUCGCCAAAAGCGAGGGCAACCAAAAGAGAGCUGAUUCCUCUUAUGGCGGCAGUUUGGGCCAGUUUGCCUCUAACUUGGCCUACUCGUUCUUGGGCUCGUCUCUCUUCUCCACAGGCCUCGAGAACAUCUUGGGCGCCUUGAACGACACCGGCGUAGCUGUCUAUGUGGUCAAGCGUGCCAUUGCCAACGAGUCAUACCAGAACAUGACUGCCCAGUUUGCCACUGACUUGUACGCGACUGGCGCCAUCAACAUCGACCCCUCCAGCUUGAACAUCACUGGCUUACUCGACUCAGCACUUGCUGACCCUUCGCUCAUCACCAACGUGCUCAACUCCGUGCUCAGUGGUGCUGGCAACAGCAGCUCCAGCUCAGACUCGCUCUUCUCCUCGCUUGGUAAGUACUCUGGUGCUCUCCAGGCCAUCAUCAGUGACCUCGAAGACACUGGCAUUUUCCAGGAGUUGAACGACUACGUGUUCCCCUCGUCGUCAUCGUCUGCACCCGCCCCUACUUCUAGCGCCAGAUCCAACCUUAGAGUCAACGCCAAGGCUGCUUCCAACUCGACCACUAGUGGUGGUUCGAGCGCCAGCUCCUCCAGGGCCGCCUCCUCGUCCAAC